Dermacentor andersoni is the source of this 3114-nucleotide messenger RNA. RefSeq names its product Golgi apparatus membrane protein TVP23 homolog B. Gene Ontology annotation, biological process: protein secretion; vesicle-mediated transport. NCBI's taxonomy places the organism in Eukaryota, Metazoa, Arthropoda, Arachnida, Ixodida, Ixodidae. The record is from RefSeq and is a predicted model, not a curated record. Gene Ontology annotation, cellular component: Golgi membrane.
GAAGGGCAUGGCGAGGGUUCGCAUGUGAAAGCUGGCGGCGUGUCGUAUCUUCGCCGGCGCACCGUUAUCGUGUGGUGUCCCAUCUGCUAUGUGAGGACGUCGAAGCCGCGUCAGCAUGGCUACAUUAAGCGGCGAAAUGAGCAACUCCUCCAGCGCCCUGAUGGAAGGCACGGAAGACGCGGCCUCCAUAGACUUCGGCGACGUCGAAGGCGGUGUCGCGAGGAAGCCCGUCAGGCAUCGGAUGGCGGCGUUCUUCCACCUGGCCUUCCGGACGACGGCACUGCUGACAUACCUGUUGUGCCGCUUUUUCACGGACAGCUUUGUGUCGAGCUUUGUGUCCAUCUUGCUGUUGCUCUGCAUGGACUUCUGGACCGUCAAGAAUGUCACAGGCCGCCUUCUGGUCGGCCUUCGCUGGUGGAACUACAUCGACGAUGCCGGGAAGAGCCACUGGGUCUUUGAAAGCCGCAAGUCGGGUGAGCAGAUGACAGACAGCUCGGAGGCAGGCCUCUUCUGGAUGGGGCUUAUCGGGGCGCCAGCCCUGUGGACCCUCUUCUUCUUUGUGUCCCUGUUCAGCUGGAACUUCCAGUGGCUGAUGGUGACAAUAAUAGCCCUGGCCCUGAACGGGGCCAACCUGUACGGCUACAUUCGCUGUCGGCUGGGUCGGAAGGGCUCCAUGAAGGCAGCCGCCUCCAACUUCUUCGGGCAGCAACUGCUUCGUGGGAUGUUCAAGAAAGAAGCGGCGCGACCCACGAGAGAUAGUGGAACGACCCAGCUUCAGCCGUGAUGAGGUGCCCGGCCACUCGCUCCUGCCCCUUGUACAUAGACUGCCUCCCCCCCCCCCAUUCCAUAAAGUCAUUGUGACAAACCACAGCGUGGGCCUCACUUUCUAUUUAUAGUCUACGAGCCUGGGCUUGAGCAUUUGUGGUCUAUCAGUUCCAGACAUACUACUUUCACUACUGUGUGUAGGCCCAGCACAUUGCACCUCUAGAGUGAUGAGUGUCCUAUCAACGUGCUAAGCCAAUCAAUGUUCACUAAGAGUGAGAACUUUGAAAGUGAUCCAUUGAGAUUACGGCUCUCGCUAUAGCUCACCACAGUGAAACACAGGCCGCAGUUCAGGCAGACAAAGUGCACAACUUGAUGCAUUGUGUCUUGUGGCCGCGGCACCAGGUGGCAGCUGCAUUGUAUCCCACUGACUUCACAUGAUGGUGUCGUCCGCUGCACAUUUCUGCUCCAAGCAGAUUCUGCUUCUCAAAACGAAUUUUUCGCACAGUGGUACUGUUUAUUGCUUUUACUUAAAGGGACACUAAGGGAAAAUAUUAAGUCGAGCUAUAUUGAGAGAUUAGGCUUCUGCAACAACAAAUUCAUUAUUCAUUGUGAAAGCAGAGCCCUUGCAAGCGAGAAAAUUACAAAAAUGAAAAACCGGAGCGGCACCACCUGUUGCGGACUCUUGUACCGCUCAUGUGAUGUUGCCACUGGCUAGUUCUCUGGGAGUGGCAUAGAGAAAGGUCACAUGGAGAUUACGUCAACUCGUGUAUUUCGGUGCGGGCAGUUCAAAUGGAGGACCUGCAGCGGGACCUUCGGCAGAAAUGUUCUACACGACAAAGCGAUAUGUUGGGACAACGAAAAUUAUCAUAAGAAUUCUAGACAAAUAAUCUCUCAAUCUAGCUUGACUUGAUAUUUUGCUUUAGUGCCCCUUUAAUGUUCCCUGCUUGGUGCACUAGUUGGUUUCCACCUUGCACGGGCAUUGGAGUCCACUGUUAAAGGCAAGGUGCUGAUGCAGCGUCUGUCCAAGCGAACUUUUAUUUGUGGCAGGCCUUGAAGUACGCAGCUACGCAGCAGACUACCUGCUGUAGCUGAUGCUGGUUCCUUUCUGCAAGCCUGCAUAGUGCAGGAGUGCUGUUUCAAUGCAGCACCAAAACAAGAGCACUUGUUACAUGCAAGCUUGUCCCGUUUUCAGACAAAGUGACACUUUGGACAUGUUGGAGCUGUAGUCUAUUUAUUUAUUAAUUGAUUCGUGUUUCAAGGAUCCCGUAAGACUGUCUAAUGUUUGCCUUUAGCGAGCCGCACACUAGCUGACUGGUGCAAUGCAGAUUAGCUAGUGCAGGAAAUAAACUGGCAUGUGAACCAAGUGGUAACGUUAGCACUUGGCAAGCGAUGCCACUAGUGGCAAAAAUAUGCUUUGUGUCUGCACGAACGGGCCAUGUUGUUGAAUUGGCACAUGGUGGACAGAAAGACAGACAGCAAAAAGCACGACUGGCAAGAUGAUGUGCUUUUGAGAGUCAAGGAACCAUAGCUGUCACAAGAUGACCACUGCACGCACUGUUGGCUGGAGUAAAAGUUACAGCUGGCAUCAGCCAAUCAGAGUUGCUAUCGUGCAAGUACAUACAAAUGUCUGCGCGCUGUGUGCUCACCCCUGUUGCCUUGUGGCGGGGCGCCGAUUGUCCACUACUCCUCAGUCGCAGUCGCGAGAGGGAGCAUAAACAUCUUUAUGUAACACCUAGUCCCAGUGCCCUCUGUGUUUCCUUAAAAGGCUGCGAUGAGGGCAGGACAGACAGUGAGCCGGUUCCUGUGGGGCAGGCCUGUUGAGAAUACCUUGCCACCUUAAAAAAAAAAAAAAAAAAAAAAAAAAAAAAGCCUUGUCGCCUUCAUCUUGCCACAGUGUUGAUGAGCACAGCCUCAAGUAUCAGAAGUGUGCGUGGCUUGUAGCUACUACUAAACUGCACAUUGUUGAUAAAUGAUGUACUAGGUAUAGCUUUCCUAGACUGAGCAGCCAUCUUUACUGCACCAGGCACUAUCUGUGCCUCAAAACCCUUUACCCUCUCCUUGCACCUGUCCAUAUUUACUGAACACAUAGAGUGGUAGUAAAGCUUUCUCCACACUGUGCCGUGAUGUACAAGGAUUUUGUGGACUAGGAAUGAGGUGAAAGGAGUUAUAAUGCCAGAAGCCAAUCGUCCACAAUGCACAGCUGCAGCAUAUUGGAUAAGAUCUCCCUGAAUUUUUGUUGUUGCUUAUGUUUUCUCCAUGCUAUAGUGCCAAGUUUUUUUGGUUUCCUAAUUUGAUGCUGUUUUUGUGAAAGCAAGUAAGUUUUCCAAAUAAACAAUGGCUGUAAUUUCA